This is a messenger RNA of Gavia stellata (red-throated loon), 890 nucleotides long. It is a transcript of the gene CEP20, whose product is annotated as centrosomal protein 20. Gene Ontology annotation, cellular component: motile cilium; ciliary basal body; centrosome. Gene Ontology annotation, molecular function: protein binding. Lineage: Eukaryota; Metazoa; Chordata; Aves; Gaviiformes; Gaviidae. Gene Ontology annotation, biological process: microtubule anchoring; cilium assembly. Bases 36 to 566 code for a protein of 176 amino acids. The record is from RefSeq and is a predicted model, not a curated record. The transcript is spliced from 5 exons.
UGUUCCAUCCGGGUCCUUGGGGCGGCCGUUGGGCGAUGGCGACGGUAGCGGAGCUGAAAGCAGUUUUAAAGGACACCCUGGAAAAAAGAGGUGCUCUUGGACAAAUAAAAGCAAGGAUCAGAGCUGAAGUUUUUAACGCGCUGGAUGAUCAAAGUGAACCACGGCCACCACUGUCUCAUGAAAAUCUCUUAAUCAAUGAACUGAUUCGUGAAUACCUGGAAUAUAACAAAUAUAAAUACGCAGCAUCUGUUUUAACUGCAGAAUCUGGCCAGCCUGAAGUGCCCUUGGAUAGACAGUUUCUUGCCAAAGAGCUGAACAUAGUUGAAGACUCAAAUGGAAAAUCAGUCAGACCUCUCUUGUACGGAAUUAUCUCUCAUUUCUUACAUGGUGGUAAAGAAGAAAGUACCCAGAAUACCCUCCCAAAAGUGUCUUUGCUGAAUUAUCCAAAGCAGAACCUUGGCAAACUACCUACUGAGAGAAAUCAAAAAGCUGGAAUUCCAGAACUAGGAAGGAUGGCUGGCGUGAGCAUCGAAGAGCCCCUUGUUUUACAAAGUAUAAACAGAUGAUAUUUUUCAUAUGCUAAUUUCUCAUGUAAAGUUCUGUAAGAGAAUUUAGGAAAUUCUUCUUCGCAUAAACUUCCCCAAUAUGUCCAGUGGGACCAUUUCAGCUUGUUAGAUCUACCCAUGAGACAGGAUGACAGGGUCAUACUAACUGUCAAUGAGAAAAAUGUUAGCAAAGGCUCUCUUCCUCCAGUGCUGAUAGAAGUAAAACUGUGUAUGAAGUCAGAUUAGUGAAGCCUGUGGCUAGAAUUUGGCCUAAAAAUACUGGGUUUACUUUAUAAAAAUUUAUGAGAUAACUUAAAAUUUCUGCACUUUCCUUAUUAUGUUAUG